Psammomys obesus (fat sand rat) is the source of this 1488-nucleotide messenger RNA. Its product is annotated as STAM-binding protein-like. Lineage: Eukaryota; Metazoa; Chordata; Mammalia; Rodentia; Muridae. Gene Ontology annotation, molecular function: protein binding; metal-dependent deubiquitinase activity; K63-linked deubiquitinase activity. Gene Ontology annotation, cellular component: endosome; membrane. The record is from RefSeq and is a predicted model, not a curated record. The transcript is spliced from 11 exons. Gene Ontology annotation, biological process: protein K63-linked deubiquitination. The coding region runs from base 1 to 1488 and encodes 495 amino acids.
AUGGAGACCACCGUGGCCUCCAGGCACAACACAGACCAUACCAUCCACAGACAUGAUGAUGUCAGUCUACCUCCCCAAGAGCGGUUCCAGAUCUUAAGUGCUCUAGGGCAGGACAUCAAAAUCAACAAAAAAUUUUCCAAGGCUUCUUACAUGAGCCUGAGAGACGACUUCUUCAAAAUGGCAGCUGACCUGGAAGAAUGUGGAAAAGAAGAAGCAGCUUUUAUUCUCUAUCAUAAAUUCCUCACAUUAUAUUUGGAAAAACUGAACAUUGGCCCAAAACUCCGAAAAAGGGAUGCGCAUGGAAGAAGAUCGAAUUUCAUCAAGAUCCUAAACAUCGUUUUUGACAGGGCCGAGACUCUAAAGAGGAAACUAAUAAACAAAUAUAACAGGGAAUACGAAAAAUACCUAAUGGAGAUGAAGCAGAAAGAAGAGGAAACAGCCGAGCGGGCAUCCUUCUGGGAGGACAUAAAAUCAGGAUGUUCCGGUUAUUGCUCUUUUCCAUUUGACCCAUUGAAUGGACCUGAAGAAAACAGAAGUGGAGAAGUAGGAGCUGCUAUUACAUUAUCAGCAAAGGAAGCUCGACCUUCCUCAAUACCAACCAAAACCUCCAGCCCACCACAGCAGUGUCCAAUAGAGGAGAAUGCUAAGUUUGUCACCCCAGGCACAUCAACAUCUGCCAAGCAGCCUGGGGAUAAUGAUCCAGAAAAAAGCACAGGGUUCUCUAGUUGGCACUCUGUUCCUUUUGAUCGAUUGUAUGGACCUAAAGAAAACAAAAGUGGAGAAGUAGGACCUGGUGCAACAGUAAAAACAAAGGAAGCUCAACCUUCCUCAGUACCAAACAAAACAUCCAGCCCACCACAGCAGUGUUCAAGAGAGGAGAAUGCUAAGGUUGUCACCCCAAACACAUCAACAUCUGCCGAGCAGCCUGGGGAAAAUGGCCCAGAGGAAAGCACAGUUCAGGAAGUCAGAGGCCUACAUCCUGUGAUCCUCCCUCAUGAUCUAUGUGAGAAAUUUCUUAAGUCUGCAAGGAAGAACACUAAGAAGAAAAUUGAGACCUGUGGUGUUUUGUGCGGAUCCAUGGUAGGAGAGGAGUACCAGAUCACGCACAUAGUCAUACCACUCCAGGAAGGAGGCCCUGACUACUGCUAUGCCACCAAUGAAGAGGAACUGUUUUUUAUUCAAGAAGAACUGGGGCUUCUCACCUUAGGGUGGAUUCAUACCCAUCCAACCCAGAGAGCAUUCUUGUCAAGUGUGGACCUACACACCCAUUUUGGCUAUCAGCAGAUGCUGCCUGAGUCCAUCGCAGUGGUGUGUGCCCCCAAAUACAAAGAAACUGGAAUUUUCUCACUGACACCUACUGGACUAAAAGAAAUUUCCUGCUGCCCCUGGAGGGGGUUCCAUCCUCAUAGAGAGGACACUCCUCUCUUCAGCGACUGUGGCCAUGUCACUACACGGAAAACCAAAGUGAUGGUCACAGAUUUACGAUGA